AUGGACCAGAAUAGUGUGGAACUGCAGGCAGAAAGAAUUCUUGAACUUCUCAAGGAAAAACAUGUGUCAACAAUUGUUCUUUCUGGGAAAUCAGGAAGUGGGAAAACAUGGAUGGCAAGAAAAGCUGGUCUGCUGGCAGUCAAAAAGAAAGUAGUUGACAUUACACUUUGGAUUUCUCUGAGUAUUAGGCAUGAUGAGACGUCUCUUUAUGAGCAUAUUGCUCAUCAGUUAUCUCUACUUUCCACUUCUGUGGAGCUGGAAAACUAUGAUAUCCAGGAGGUAGAGAAUAAUGUUGGUAAGGAGGAAACCUUGGAGAGCUUGAAAGAAAAGGUACGUGCAAGACUUUCAACUGAUAAUGUUCUUCAGGGGGUUCUUGUAAUUUUGGAUGAUGAAGGAAACAAAAUGAGGGAAGGGGAUGGAGGCUUAGAACAAGUCCUUCACUCUAUCCAGCAGAAUUCCCACAACCAUUCAACAACAGCUGCUGAUGGAGAUGGACAGCAAAAACUUAAGGUGCUGAUAACUUCUAGAAAUGAAGAUGGAAGGCACCAAACCCAGGGAGGUAAGGAAGUGGUUGAAAUGAUGCCUCUAACUCCAGAAAUGUCAAUUAUGUUGUUAAAGCAAGGAGCUGUGGCAAAAGUUUUUGAAAUUCCAGGUGUAGAAAGUGUAGUUGCAAAGUUCAUCAAUAGAAAAACAGAUCUUGCACCUGGUGAAGUAUCCUUGCUAGCAAAACUAUUAAGUUACCAUCAACAAGUUUCUGAACUGCAGGGUCAGGAACACACUUUGGAAGAAGCAUGGUAUGGUGAUAACUACAACUGCACCCAGCUGCUCUUAAGUGGAUAUGAAAAGGUGUCAGAUGGUGUUUUAGUUGACUUUUCUGGGCAGGGCAGCCAUUUUUUCCGUGAUAAUGGAUCUAUUCACUACAGUGAGUUGAUAUCAUACUGGAUACUGGAAGGAUAUCUUGGUCCUGUUAAUAGUCUUGAGGAGGCUUAUAAGGAGGGGCACCGCAUUUUGAUGCACCUCAUGGACUGUCAAAUGUUGAAAGAAGUGAAUGAUGAUUUCGUCCACAUGGUGAGAGUAACUGGAGAUGUUUCUUAUCGUCAUCGUCGUGGUUAUGGAGGAACAACUAAUCUGGGGUUGGCUAAUGUGCUUGUUAAAAGUAAUGAUUGGCAGGGUAUUGGAAAACUCACAAAGGUGGAUGGUAUGAUCAGAACACUUGGCAGUUAUAAAAGAGUGCAGCAAUCAUUAACACUUUUACUAGAUGGCAACUGUCUCAGCAGGGAAAACCCAAAUAAUCUCUUACUCAGCAAUCAGGAGCUGCAAAUUCUGGGUCUUUUCAGUCUCGAAAUUGUAUCCUUACCUCAUUCUUUCAACAACUUCAAAAAACUGAAUGUUCUUGUGCUCAGGGACUGUGAUUUCUUAGAAAAGAUCGAUGACAUUCGAGAACUAAUGACAUUAACUGUCCUUGAAGUAUCUAGUUCUGGCUUGGUGAAAAGUAUGCCAAAAAACUUUUUUCAGCACCUGAAGAAACUUCGUAGCCUCCACUUCUCCGACUUUCAGAUUGAAGUCAUGCCUGAUUCUUUUUAUCACCUUACAGAACUCAGCUGGCUCAUUCUGAAAAGGUUUUCUCAUUUAACAAAGUUGCAGAGCCUGAAAGAGUCUCAAAACCUUAUGGUUAUUGAUCUUUCUGGUGCUGCCUCCUUGCCAACUUUUCCAGAAAGAACGUGA
This is a messenger RNA of Coffea arabica (coffee), 1725 nucleotides long. RefSeq names its product putative disease resistance protein At4g19050. The record is from RefSeq and is a predicted model, not a curated record. Gene Ontology annotation, molecular function: protein binding; ADP binding. NCBI's taxonomy places the organism in Eukaryota, Viridiplantae, Streptophyta, Magnoliopsida, Gentianales, Rubiaceae. Gene Ontology annotation, biological process: defense response to other organism.